This is a messenger RNA of Scaptodrosophila lebanonensis, 327 nucleotides long. Its product is annotated as ATP-dependent RNA helicase ded1. Lineage: Eukaryota; Metazoa; Arthropoda; Insecta; Diptera; Drosophilidae. The transcript has a single exon. The record is from RefSeq and is a predicted model, not a curated record. The coding region runs from base 1 to 327 and encodes 108 amino acids.
AUGCGAACAUUUUUUGUCUACUUUUUAUUAGUUCUAAGUGCUGUGGCCGUCCUGGCGGAAGCCGUUGCCGAUGAACAACAGCAGCUGAAACAGCUGACAUUGGAGGAUGUUGAUGAAGUAGGCGGCCAGCAGGAAAACUCAGAAGUGCGCGAGCCCCGGCAGUUUGGUUUCAGACGCUUUGGCGGUGGCUUUGGUCGAGGUUUCGGACCAGGUUUCGGACCAGGCUUCUACGGUGGCGGCUUUAGGCGCCCUUAUUAUGGAGGCGGUUUUGGAAGAUCCUUCUACGGCGGUGGUUUCAGAAGGCCCUACUAUGGAUUUUAUGGCUAA